ACGUUAAUUUUAGUCUACCAUAUAGUCCGGUUAUGUACCGAUUACCAGAUUUUAAUGUAACUAUUUCGAGGGAGACAACUCCGAUAAUUGAUUAUAAACUGAAAUUUUUGCACAAAGAAAACGGACAACUUCGAGAUGUCAGCGUUGGGGGUAGAGGCAGGUCUCAGAGAGUUGCCUUACUACAAAACCAUUCUUAAAUCAUGUCUCAGGAAGCAGAUUGGAGCUCUGCUUGAAGAACUUGCUACAGAGACCGGGGAGGAGUCAAUUAUUGUAAUGGCCGAUAGAGGUAGCAGAUCAACUUCAUAUCUUGCAUCAAAGAGAGCUACACAUUUUCUGGAAAAAAUCCAGAAAUCAAGAAACUUGGACAUAAAAAAUGAGUUCCUAUCAUAUUGUUUAAGUGGUUUAGCAAGUGAAGCAAGAGAAGUAAGAAAACCUAGCACAGCUAAAAGGAAGGCAAAGAAUGUGGCAAAGGGAGGUAACUUGUCAAAAAAGCCCAAGCUUUUAAAUUUUGAAUGUCAUGGUGAUGGAAAUAGUUCGAGAACAGAAUUUGAAAACUGGGAGCCUGUUAGACUUAAUUCAGAAAGAGACAGUAAUGAAGAUGCUGCAUUGGCAAGAAAUGAAGAUAAACUAUCUGAAGGUCCCAAUCUCAGCCAGAAUCUGUGAACAUCCAAUUAAUAAUAGAAAAUAACCAGGAAGGUGAAAAUUUAAAGGAAACUAUAAAUAAUGAAUUUGAUGAUUCAAUAAGAGUCAAAAUGGAACCCUUAUCUGAUACGGACACCAUGGAAGACACAUCGAAUAUGAGUAUAAAAAUUGAACCAAAUAUAGAACAGAAUUCACUGGCGUGGCAAGAUCAAUCUCAAGGCAGUGAGUCAUUAGACAUGAGUGUGUUAACAUCAUCUGAACAAAGUUUUGAUAUGUCUUUGAAUCUGACCACUCCUGUUAUGGCAGGGCAGACAAUAGGUCCUAUAAGAUUUGUCCGAAAGUUUCCACCAAAAGAAAGAACAACACUUUCCUUACCUGAGAAGAUCCAUAUAAUAGAGGAGUUUGAAAUGGCUGAUGAGGGCCUGUCACAGAGGAAACUGGCAGAUAAGUACAAGAUCAGUAAAACGGCUGUUGGCGAUAUGCUUAAAAACCGCCAAUUACUGAAGGAACAGUUCGAAUUCAACUCAAACACAAAACGAAAAAGGUUUAAGACAAAUAGCAAAUUUGCCCAAGUUAACGAGUUAGUUUGGCAGUGGUAUAAAGUGUCGCGGGAGAAUGGUGUUCAAAUGUCAGGGCCAAUGAUUCAGGAGAAAGCCCUUCAAGUGGCCCAGAAUUUACAAGCCAAAAAUUUCAAAGGAUCAAACGGGUGGCUGCACAGUUGGAAGAGCCGUUACAAUGUGACGUCAUUUAAAGACGAUACGGGUCUUACUCCAAAAUUAAACUAUAUCAAUGAUUACAGUAAGGUUGAAGGACAAAAUCCUUCACUGCAAACAUCUGAUGCCGCCAAUAUUAUCAUGAAUCUUGAUACUAUACGUAAACGUAACUUAUUGAAUGUAAAUGCAGCAAACAUGCAGGGAUCUGUUGCCAAUUUAAGCAGUGUAGAAUGUUCUAAUAGUUCACAAAUGGGCAAUAAUGACAGAGAUAAUAGUAAGUGUGAGGAUAAGUCAGGUGUUAGUAGUGAAACCCCUAAUAUUUCAGAAAUUUUAAAUAAUGCGCGAACUGUGUCAAGUGUGGCAUUGAAAGCAAGUUUAGAUAACUCGGUGAAAACUGAGCAAGAUCCUUCAGACACAGGUGAUGAUAGUCAUUUAGCAAAGACAUAUGACAAAGUUGUUGAGAAUGCAUUGUCCGAGUACGAAGAUAUUAGUUAGAUCUGAUUAAAAUGUUGAUCAAAUUGAGGCUCUAAUUCAAUACUCCUUAAAGUGGCCUUCAGAUUUUCUAAUUAUUCAAUAUGUUAUUUUUAGAUAAAUCGUUCCAUAUUAUAAGUUGUCAAAUCAUAAGAGUUAUGGUGUAAAAUGAAAUGUGCAGACGAUUAAAUACUUGAGUAAUAAGGAAACCCCUCUAUACCUCUAAUCUACUGGUGGGCUUUCUAAUUCUUUUUCUAUUUUUAGAAACGAACAUCACUGACGUGGUAUAAAUAGCUCUCUGGACGCUGUUUUAAAGAAGGCUUACAGUGAGUGAUAAGAUGUCUUUUUUCCAAAAUAAAAUUACUGAAAUACUAAGUUUGAAGCAACACAGAAUUGUUUUUACAACAGAAAAUAUAAGCUGAAGGCAGCUUUAAACGCAAGUGGAUUUUUU
Ruditapes philippinarum (Manila clam) is the source of this 2277-nucleotide messenger RNA. RefSeq lists its product as uncharacterized. The coding region runs from base 753 to 1850 and encodes 365 amino acids. Gene Ontology annotation, cellular component: nucleus. The record is from RefSeq and is a predicted model, not a curated record. Gene Ontology annotation, molecular function: DNA binding. The transcript is spliced from 5 exons. NCBI's taxonomy places the organism in Eukaryota, Metazoa, Mollusca, Bivalvia, Venerida, Veneridae.